Branchiostoma floridae (Florida lancelet) is the source of this 2685-nucleotide messenger RNA. Its product is annotated as carbohydrate sulfotransferase 11-like. The record is from RefSeq and is a predicted model, not a curated record. NCBI's taxonomy places the organism in Eukaryota, Metazoa, Chordata, Leptocardii, Amphioxiformes, Branchiostomatidae. Gene Ontology annotation, molecular function: sulfotransferase activity. Gene Ontology annotation, biological process: carbohydrate biosynthetic process. The transcript is spliced from 2 exons. Gene Ontology annotation, cellular component: membrane. The coding region runs from base 422 to 1315 and encodes 297 amino acids.
ACUAAAACCUGUUGUACUAGUAUAUUAACCUUUGCUGGCUUCCAUCCAGUUCAUCUAUUACCACAAAUUCUCUCACAGGGAGACCUGUAGCUUAGUGCAAGAUUGGAAUGUUGUCAUUUUUACCAGUGUUGAUACCGCUGAUGUCAGGGUUGAAGACAAAGCAAGCUCUCUGUCUGUAAAAGUGCCCAUGCUGGAAUGUUGCCUGAUAGCCUAUGACCUCAUUCUUUCACAAACAUGGCUCACAAUCAUGGUGCAGCAUUCCGCUUGUGAAUGCUUUAACAACAUCUACACCCACUGGAGCGAACUUGAUGUUGUGACACAAACAUACCAUCUGGCAGCUGUCGUCAGUGCGGCAGUGUGGGCUUUGUUUUAGUUUAUCUGCCCUGGUUAAAGCCCACAUGUUCUGGAAACAUGCACAGACAUGCUGUACAUAGAUACCACCUUGAGUUCAACCGAGACAUUAUGGAUAAGCUUGGAAGACAAUGCAGAGAAAAUUCAGAGAGACAGAAAGACUGCUCUAGAGAGAGUGUGCAAUGUUUCCUUGCCAGAGCUGGUCCCGCCACUGUCCACCAGGCAGCUCGGCCACCUCAUUGUUGAUGAUGAACACAAGAUGCUGUACUGCUUUGUGCCCAAAGUGGCAUGCACAAACUGGAAGAGGGUCAUGAUCAAACUGAGACAUCCAGACAUAGAUAAACCUCAAGACAUAUCCCCACGUGAUGCACACGAAACAUACUUUCUUCCCACCCUGAAGCGAUAUUCACCAGAGGCAAUACAAUACAGACUAGACAAUUACUUCAAGUUUAUGUUUGUGAGAGACCCACUGGAGAGAUUACUAUCAGCAUACAUCAACAAGUUUACCAUGCCGUACAACCUCAAAUUUCACCGACUGUAUGGCACCAAGAUCAUCAGCCGUUUCCGAGAGAACCCAAGCAAUGACUCUGUGCAGAGAGGAGAUGAUGUGAUGUUUAAAGAGUUUGUACAGUACUUGUUGGACCCACAGGCACAUGGACCGCAGCUCAACGAACACUGGGACCACUACUUUAACUUGUGUCACCCCUGUCGCAUACACUAUGAUGUCAUUGGCAAAUAUGAAACACUGGACCAAGACGUCAACUAUGUCUUACAAAGAGCAGGUGUCGCCAAUAUUGUCCAGUUUCCGCCCAAACCGAAAAAGGCGCAAACAAGCACAUCGCAGCUACUAGAUGAGUACUUAGAUGAAAUUGGACCCAAGGAAGUUUUAAGACUACACAACAUGUACAUCUUGGACUACUUGAUGUUCAACUAUAGUCUUCCAAACUUUCCUGGUGAAAGAUAAUGCGGGGAGCCUGAAUCAUUUUCAGUCAGUCUCAGAUGCUGAACUAGAAGGAUAAACUUGAAAGGAGUUGUUAAUAUUGUUUUGAAACUUGAAUCCUCUUGUUCAUUGGUCUUUAGUUCAUCAAUGUUCAGCAAUAAAGUAAUAAAAUACCUUAGAGCUGGAAAUUAGUUAAGAUAAAAAGUUGAUGUGGUUAUGAGAUAAAGUCUGAAAAUGUAGAAUAGAAUGGGGAAAAGGUAAUACAACUUUUAUGGAAAUGAAAGCGUAGUGGAAAGAUUGUAAUUUUCCUUUGACUUGCCCUCUUUAUAGAAAGUUCUGCAACUCAGAAGGACGUCACAAGAUUUCGAUCAAACCUCUGCUUGAAGAUUAGUUACUUUUUAUUCUUAGCUUUGUUCACCUGUCUUGUAAUUUUAUUUGUUAAUGAUAAACAACUUGUAGGUGAAACAAGCCAGACUGAGCAUGUAAUAUCCAUGUCAUUUUGUACACUUAAAUUUAUGCUGGUGUGAGUUAUAUCAAUGCAUGUAUAUCAGUCAAUUAACUGUAUGAAAAAGAGCAUUUCUCAGUUUGUCUGUAAAUCAAAGACAAUAUGCACUUACUAUUUGCAUUUUCCACUUCUUUUUUCCUAAAGAUUCCCUGGCUGAAACUGAAAAAUUUAUCAAGGCAGUCAUAUCUCAGUCAGCCUCAAGUUCCUGAAUAAUUUUGCAAUAAAAAGUUACUCUUGUCAUGAAAUUUGAAACAGUGCAGCUUGUCUUGAUCUGCCAUAUUUAUAUGAAAAUAGUUUGAAAUAUGCCAUGUAGCAUUUUAUUGGGCUGGCCCCUUUCUGUACUGUAACAGUGCCAGCACAAGAUUGAUAGGUGGACAAUUAUUUGAAUAACUCUGCCUUUUGUGGGAUGGAAAACAAAUUAUUAAUCAUUGAAAUUGUCCAAUUUUCAUGUUCUGAGAAGAUUGAUCUAGCACUAGGUCACAUCCCAUUUAGUUUACCAGAUCUCCCAUAUAUUGACUUCCACGAAAUAUUUAGAGGCUAGGGGGCAUGUAUGGAGGUAACCAGGUAGAUACGAAGGUAACUAGCUAGGCUAGAUUGAUCUGGAAAAGAACCCAAACUAGUAGCUGGAUAGAUACAGCUGCAAAUAGGAAUUUAGAUAAGGGCCUAGUAUACCAUAGGAUUGCACUUCUGAGUCUGCUCACAUCUUACCGUGAAUACAUGCAUGACCACAAUGAUGGAUCAUCUGAAUGUGCAUAGCCAAUUUGCCAUUGAAUAAGAUGAAGUAGGGAAACCAUCUCAUUCAAUAUAGAUUUCCUUGAAUCAUGAUAUUGCCUGCAGCACUUUUGAAAUGAGUUGGAUUGAUAUUGGCAAUAGCACAAGUAGAUAUUAA